ACAACAGACGACAGUUGACUUCUCUGUCCACUUCAAAGAGCUUCAUCAGAAUGACUGAGGUUAUUCUUGGAGGAUGGUCAGAGACUGAACCAGCCACUGAGGAGAUUCAGAGGAUCUGUGAUGAGGUGAAAGGCCAAGUGGAGGAAAGAACAAGUACGAAGUAUGGAAUAUUCAGAGCCCUUCAAUACAGGAGCCAAGUCGUGAAAGGAAGAAACUAUGUCAUUAAGAUUCAUGCUGGAGGAUUCACUUAUCUUCAUGUGAUGGUGUUUGAAGCUCUGCCGUGUGAUGGAGGAGAGAAAUCAGUGACUGGUGUGCAACAAGGACACACCAGUCAAGAUCAUCUUAAACCAUUUUGAAUGUGAUCAUCCUCUGUUACUGAUCACUGUCUCCAGGCUACUGCUUCAAUGAUGUUGUUAUCCUGAAAUAAUUAUACACAAUAUUAAUUUCCAGUCUAUUGAAAUAUAUAUAUAUAGUGUGAGAACUUAACAAACAAUAAUGAGUCUGGAUGUUAAUUCAUUCAUUUAGGUGACAUAUUCUACAUAAUCAGAGCUGAAUUUAAUUUCUAACAAAUUUCUCACAUUUGAAUUAUGUGUUAUGUGUUAUUUUAACUUUAAGUUAAUCAACGAUAUCUGAUUAAAGAAGGACACAGUACACAUGAGUAGCUUUAAAGCAAUAGAAUAAUCACAUGUAUCAAAUAACCUGUAUAAUCUGUAUCCUUUGUAUUCUCUGUAAACCUGUAUGUACAAAGUACAAAAAAAU
Messenger RNA from Mugil cephalus (flathead mullet), 759 nucleotides. RefSeq names its product cystatin-A-like. The record is from RefSeq and is a predicted model, not a curated record. The transcript is spliced from 3 exons. The coding region runs from base 51 to 356 and encodes 101 amino acids. Gene Ontology annotation, molecular function: cysteine-type endopeptidase inhibitor activity. Gene Ontology annotation, cellular component: cytosol. Lineage: Eukaryota; Metazoa; Chordata; Actinopteri; Mugiliformes; Mugilidae.